CAACGACCAACGAUUACAGCGACUAUAUAAACGCCGUCGUCUUGGUGUCAAAUUUUUUCUGCAGUUCCCUCUGACAGUCAGCAAUCUCCAGCUGCAUUAUCCUUUUGAGCUUUUAAGCUCGUCUAUGAUCUUCACCCAGAACACACGCGACGACUAUCUCGGCGACCUCGUCUUCUCCCUCAUCGGAUUUUGAUCAUGUUGAUGCGAUCCAUUAUUCGUGUACCAACCACUCUCUCCAGGGGCUUUGCCACACACACAGGGCCCCUCUCAGCUUUACCAGCAGUCUUACAUCUCAAAACCGGCCAGUCCUUCCAUGGCCGUUCAUUUGGCUCUCCCAGGAGCGUCUUCGGCGAGACUGUCUUCUCAACAUCCAUCACGUCAUACACCGAGUCCAUGACUGACCCUUCUUACCGUGGUCAAAUUCUCGUAUUUACCACACCCCUCAUCGGCAACUACGGUAUUCCGUCCAACAAAGCACCAAUUAACUCUCAGGACGUUGGUGUGGUCCUGGAAUCCGAGGGCAUCCAAUGCAGUGCUAUUGUGGUAGCUGAUGUCGCAGAAAAGUUUUCUCAUCAUUCCGCGGUGGAAUCAUUGGCAUCAUGGUGUCGCCGCUCAAAUGUUCCCGCUAUCACCGGCGUAGACACACGUGCAAUUACACGCCUUCUUCGUGAUCAAGGAACCACCCUCGGCCGCCUUGCUAUUGGUGCUGAUGCUUCCGCUCCUGCUCCUGCCUCCGAGCAAUAUUGGGACCCUUCCAUUGAGAAUCUUGUCGACCAGGUUUCAACAAAGCAUCCUUACCAGCUUAACCCUACUGGCGAUAUCAAGAUCGCAGUUCUAGACUUCGGUGUCAAGGCCAAUAUCCUGCGUUCCCUUGUUCGCCGGAAUGCCGCAGUCACAGUACUGCCAUGGAACUACGAUUUUAACUCCGUUCGCAACAAAUUCGAUGGUCUAUUUCUGACCAAUGGCCCCGGAAACCCGGGCCAAUGCAUGGAAGCAGUUUCGAUACUUCGCAAGACACUUCAGGAAUGGGACAAGCCAGUGUUUGGCAUCUGUAUGGGACAUCAGAUUAUUGGUAUGGCUGCCGGCCUCGAGGCAUACCGCAUGACGUUCGGCAAUCGUGGACACAACCAGCCUGUCCUCGCUCUCGCAUCUGCACGUUCAAUUAAAGCUGGAAGGGUUUAUGUCACCAGUCAAAACCACCAGUAUGCUCUCAAGCUGUCCGACCCCUUCCCGCAAGGCUGGGAACCAUAUUUCAUCAACUGCAACGACUCUUCCGUCGAGGGCAUCAGGUCCACCCCUGAGUCUGGCAAGAGGGUGUGGGGUGUUCAGUUCCAUCCCGAGAGUGCAGGUGGUCCCCUCGACACAAUUGAGAUGUUCACCGACUUCCUUGAUGAAUGCCGUGUGUACAAAGCAGAGAAUAUUCAAGCGCCUGUGGAUAAUACCAUAGACGCUGCGACUUUCAUGGCGGAACAGCCUGCCCGUGUCGCAGUUGCUGCUUGAAAUAUUUCUAACCGUUCUCAUCAUAUCCAUGAAUAAAUGUGUACGAUACUAGAGUAGUUUCUUCCGGUGAUUGAUGGACUUUUUUUGUUGUACUUGUCUCAAAAAUGUACCUCUUUGUGGCUUGAAAACUUGCCUAUUCGGGCGUUCGUGGAUC
Messenger RNA from Suillus clintonianus, 1654 nucleotides. RefSeq names its product carbamoyl phosphate synthase small subunit. Gene Ontology annotation, molecular function: carbamoyl-phosphate synthase (glutamine-hydrolyzing) activity. Gene Ontology annotation, biological process: L-glutamine metabolic process; 'de novo' pyrimidine nucleobase biosynthetic process; L-arginine biosynthetic process. NCBI's taxonomy places the organism in Eukaryota, Fungi, Basidiomycota, Agaricomycetes, Boletales, Suillaceae. The record is from RefSeq and is a predicted model, not a curated record. Gene Ontology annotation, cellular component: carbamoyl-phosphate synthase complex; cytoplasm. The coding region runs from base 196 to 1500 and encodes 434 amino acids. The transcript is spliced from 5 exons.